Messenger RNA from Heterostelium album PN500, 1608 nucleotides. RefSeq lists its product as uncharacterized. NCBI's taxonomy places the organism in Eukaryota, Evosea, Eumycetozoa, Acytosteliales, Acytosteliaceae. The transcript is spliced from 5 exons. The record is from RefSeq and is a predicted model, not a curated record. Gene Ontology annotation, molecular function: NADH pyrophosphatase activity; ADP-ribose diphosphatase activity; NAD binding. The coding region runs from base 1 to 1608 and encodes 535 amino acids.
AUGAUUCUACUUGAUCGUUCACUAAAAAUGAAGUAUUCAUUCUCACUACUUAAAAUCCAACAUUUCGAUUUCAAGUCAAUUCAUACAAAGAAUGUGAUCUUUCUAGAUUUUAUUUGUAUUUUUAAUCAAGAGAAUAGUCCAAUAAAGCAAAGUGAAAGAUACCAACUUAUAUCCACUAUUCAAGAAAUCGAUAGAAAUUCAGCUUUCUCAUAUAAAUUUCAAUUGAAGAUCUUUGAGAAUUUGAUUAAAUCUUUCAUAACAUUGAUAAAUAUAAUUGUCUCUGUAUUCUUUGAUCUCGGGUUCGUUGUAGCUUGCUCCGAACUCCGAUGCAGAUUGGAAAACUCUAGUACUACUUUUAUAAAAUUCAAUAAAGAAAUUCAAAGAACUAGCAAUAUUUCAUUAAAUAUCGAUCAACUAAAUAAUCAAACCACAUCUUCUAUUUCCUCUUCUUUUGAUUCUUUAAUAUCAAUUUCAAGAUCAUCAUCUUUAUCAUCAUCAUUGCAUAUUAAUAAAUUUAAUAUUAAUAAUAAUAAUAAUAAUAGUCAUCUAUUUAUAAACAAUAUAAGUGAUAAUAAUAAUUCAUUUUCAUUAUUUAAUAAUAAAUAUUAUUAUUCGACUGAUAGUAACAAAAGUAGUAGCAGUAAUAAUAUAAAUCUUAAAAAAGCAAUUAUGAAUACAUCACCUAAUUCAGUACCACCAACAACCACACAGAGAUUAUUGCCGGAUUCGAAAAUGGGUGAUUGGGAACGAUUCCACACACACUCGAUUGCCGGUGUCUUGAAGGGUGUACCCGAUAUUUUCGAUGGUAUCACCGUAGAGGAUUUCCACCAAUACCCAACCGACGAACUCACCUUCAAAAAGUAUCUUGACGCUUCACUUAAGUAUUGGGUAGAUAACCAACGUAGAGGUAUCUGGAUAAAGAUUCCACAAGCACAAUCUAAAUUUAUAUCUAUUUUAGUUGAAUCAGGAUUUUCAUUCCAUCAUUGCCAAAAAGAUUAUAUUAUGUUGACAAGAUGGCUGCCAGAGAACGAUGCCAAUAAACUUCCGGAUUACACUUCACAUUUCAUUGGAUGCGGUGGAUUGGUUAUCAAUGAGAAGAAUGAAAUCCUGUUGAUCACAGAGAAGCAACGUCCAGACAAGUGGAAGAUUCCAGGUGGUGCGUUAGAUGCCGGAGAAGACAUCUGUAAGACAGCGGUGCGUGAAGUCUUUGAAGAGACCGGUGUUCACGCCGAGUUUGUAUCGGUUCUCGGUUUCCGACAGCUCCACAACUACGCAUUCGAUCGUGGUGAUAUCUAUUUUGUUUGUGCGCUGCGUGCACUGUCGUCAGAGAUCAAUAUGGAUCCCUCGGAGAUCGCCAAGUGCAAAUGGUACCCAGUCGAGGAAUUCGUAAAGCUGGCCGCCGAGGAUUCGUUCCCACUGCAACGAUCGGUUGCACGUCUCGCCUAUGAAUACACCUUCAACGGUUACAAAGGAUUCAAAGCAGACGAGGUUUCCAACUCACUUCGCACCGGCAAUUCAUUUGUCUACCACGGUUCCUCAGCUGAUUUCUCAGAUCUCGUUUACAAGCCCAAAAGAGAGGAAAUCAAAAAUAAUAACUAUGAUAUCUGA